This is a messenger RNA of Melampsora larici-populina 98AG31, 2205 nucleotides long. RefSeq lists its product as uncharacterized. The coding region runs from base 1 to 2205 and encodes 734 amino acids. Lineage: Eukaryota; Fungi; Basidiomycota; Pucciniomycetes; Pucciniales; Melampsoraceae. Gene Ontology annotation, molecular function: DNA binding. The record is from RefSeq and is a predicted model, not a curated record. The transcript has 3 exons.
AUGCAAACACCAGAUCGAAAGAAAGUUAAAAUAGAUGAAACUCCUACCAAUAGUGCUCAUCAAGAACAACAACAACCACAACUACAAGCUGCUAGCAAUCCUGAAAUCAAUUGGCAAGAGCCAACCAAAGCACAUGGGAUGAGAUGGCAAGGAUUCUUAAUGUCAGAUGUAAGGGGAGAUAGUUCGAAUCGAAGAAGUGCGAAAUGUAAAUAUUGUGAUGAAGAGUUUAGUAAUGGAAAGCCAAGUGUAUUGUUUAAACAUAUUAAGAUGAUGUGUCCAUCGGUACCGGAUUCGAAUAAAACUGAAUAUAUUAAAAUCACUUCAGAAGAAAACCAACAGCAACAAGCACAACAAGCACAACAACAAGAACACUCUACUCAACCUAGUUCAUCGAGAAAACGAAAAGUGAAAUCAGAACCACCACAAGAACAACAACAACCACAACCACCACAACCAACACCACCUAAAGAAUAUGAAAGGCUACAUGAAUUAUUAUUCAAAUCUAUCAUCAAAUCAAACUCAUCAUUCUCACUCUUAGAUGAACCUAACUUUCAAGCUUAUCAAAUCGGAUUAAGUCCAAAAGGUUAUCUGAUUCCUAAUUCAAACCAAUUCAUCAAAGUCACCAUUCCAUUAAUCUAUGCAAAACAUCAAAUCGAAUCUAUCAACAAAUUACAAAACUUACAACACUUAAGCUUAUCGAUCGAUCAUUUUACUUUACAUCAGAACCAUCAGUUUGGAUAUGCGAUCAUUAUUCAUUCUUCAGAGUUUCAGAUUAAUCAAUUGAUUGAAGUUUUACACUUCUCUCCUCAAACUCAUUCGUCUCAAAACUUAUUCAAUUCGAUCAAACAAACACUGGAUGCUAAAUCUUUGAGUUUAGAUCAAUUUGAUGGACUGGUUUCUGAUCAUUCAAAUCCAAUCAUUCAAGAAUUAAUAAAUUUGUUUAAAUUUGAGUAUAGUCAUAUCCUUCAUUUAAAUUCAUCUAUACAUUUGAUCACCUCGAUUUCGAAACUCAUCUUAUCCCAUCCCUUCAUCCAACCUAUUAUUGAUUCCAACCAAAUCCUAUACGAUUUCUUUACCAACUCAGCUCAUUGGAAUCAUUACCUCAUCAACUUCAAUCAACCUAAUCCGAACCUUCAAGCCGGUUCAUUUCAAUUCACGUCUCAAACUAAUCCUAGUUGGUAUUCGAUCAUCAAGAUUUCGUCAUGGGUACAUACUUAUCAAUUAGCACUACAACAUGCUUCAACACUUUCUUCAAUCGAUCCUAAUCCGAUCCUACAACCCCAUCAACAUCAAUUACCUAACCAUAUUCAAACUUUGAUUCAAGACACGAAUCAUUUGAUCUUGAAUGAAACCUUGAAUGAGAUCAUCUCACCCUUACUAGAAACCUUUAACCGGAUCAAAUCCACUCACUUUCAAAUCUCAAACCUAUGGUCCGAACUCAUCUCACUCCUUCAAAGCUUCACACACCGAUGUCAAAAGUUAUCAAACCAUGUCGAUUUCCUAGAAUUUAACUUAAAUUCUAUCAAACUGAUUGAAGAACUUAGUUUAAAAGUUUUAAAAGAAGAUGAAGUUUAUUUGAUUGGAUUCUUCUUGACUCCCAAGUUUAAAACUUUAUCGGUUUCUAAAAAGUUUGGAUUAGAUGAUUUGUUAAGAUCAGUACUGAAGAUUGUAAAGGUUUGGAAGUUUAAUAAACUUGAAGCGAUUCUGAUUAAAGAAUUACUUACUGAUUAUUAUCACCAAGAAUCGAAGAUGAAAGCAGGUGAAAGUUCUUAUACAUAUUGGACUCAGCAAGACCCAAGUUUACUAAAAACCUUAUCCCUGAGACUCCUAAACCUAAUCCCCAACACGUACCCCAUUCAAGAAACCUUAUCAUCCCAAAUCACUUUCUCAAUCCCAGAUCCAAGUCUUCAAAAGAUGAUUCAACAAUUAAUCUAUUCAACCGAUUUCCAAAGUAUCCCAUCAAGUUUUGAUCAAAACCGAUUCACGAAUUUAGAUCCGAUUACUGUUUAUCAACACUUUAAGUUGAUUGAUAGUAAAUUGACGAAUUUGAAUGAUCGGUUUAUGGAUUGGUUCGAUUUGGAUGCUUGGAAGGAUUUGAUUCCACAGGAUGAUUUGUUGGGUCUUGGGAAUGAUAUUUUGGUCGAUCAGAUUGGGAUGACUGGGAAUGUGAAUCAUGAGAUUUGGGAUAUUGAGGAUUUGCUUUGA